AUGUCAUCUACUCAAGGUAAAGCAAUUCAAUGUAAAGCUGCUGUGGCUUACGAAGCUAAAAAACCAUUAGUCGUUCAAGACGUCAUCGUUGAUGCACCAAAGGCACACGAAGUUCGUAUUAAGAUCAUGAACACCGCAAUCUGUCACACUGAUGCUUACACUCUAUCAGGUGUUGAUCCAGAAGGUCUUUUCCCUUGUAUUCUAGGUCAUGAAGGUUCCGGUAUCGUCGAAAGUAUCGGUGAGGGAGUCACAAGUGUUAAAGUUGGUGAUCAUGUCAUCCCCCUUUACACUGCAGAAUGUCAAAAAUGUAAAUUCUGUAAAUCUGGUAAGACCAACUUAUGUGGUGCUGUUAGAGAAACUCAAGGUAAAGGUGUUAUGCCUGAUGGUACUUCGAGAUUCCACACUUUAGAGGGUAAGGAUAUCUUUCAUUUCAUGGGUUGUUCCACUUUCUCUGAGUACACUGUCGUUGCUGAUGUCUCCGUCGUUGCCAUUGACAAGAAGGUCUCUUUAGAACCUGCUUCUCUAUUAGGUUGUGGUGUCACUACAGGUUUUGGUGCUGCUGUUAAAGCUGCUAAUGUCCAAAAGGGAGAUACCGUAGCUGUCUUCGGUGCAGGAACUGUCGGUCUAUCCGUGGUUCAAGGUGCCAGAAUGAGAGGUUGUUCAAAGGUCAUUGUUGUUGAUAUCAAUGACGAAAAGAAACAAUUCAGUUACGACUUUGGUGCUACCGAUUUCGUUAAUCCGAUGACAGAUUUAAAAGAUGGUGAAACUAUUGUCAACAAACUAAUUUCAAUGACUGAUGGUGGGUUAGAUUACACUUUCGACUGUACUGGUAAUGUACACGUCAUGAGAAAUGCCCUAGAAGCAUGUCAUAAAGGUUGGGGUCAAUCCUUCAUUAUUGGUGUUGCCGCUGCUGGCCAAGAAAUUUCCACAAGACCAUUCCAAUUAGUCACUGGUAGAGUCUGGAGAGGUACUGCCUUCGGUGACAUCAAAGGUAGAACCGAUAUGCCUCAAUUAUUGGAUGAUUACGAAAAGGGCCUCUUAAAGAUCGAUGAAUUCAUCACCCACAGGAGACAAUUCGAUGAAAUUAAUGAUGGUUUCGAAGAUUUACACAUGGGUACUUGUUUAAGAACGGUUUUGAAAUUUUAA
This is a messenger RNA of Kazachstania africana CBS 2517, 1146 nucleotides long. RefSeq names its product bifunctional alcohol dehydrogenase/S-(hydroxymethyl)glutathione dehydrogenase (gene SFA1). Gene Ontology annotation, biological process: formaldehyde catabolic process. The transcript has a single exon. Lineage: Eukaryota; Fungi; Ascomycota; Saccharomycetes; Saccharomycetales; Saccharomycetaceae. Gene Ontology annotation, molecular function: zinc ion binding; S-(hydroxymethyl)glutathione dehydrogenase [NAD(P)+] activity. Gene Ontology annotation, cellular component: cytosol. Bases 1 to 1146 code for a protein of 381 amino acids. The record is from RefSeq and is a predicted model, not a curated record.